This is a messenger RNA of Carya illinoinensis, 411 nucleotides long. RefSeq names its product toll/interleukin-1 receptor-like protein. The transcript has a single exon. Lineage: Eukaryota; Viridiplantae; Streptophyta; Magnoliopsida; Fagales; Juglandaceae. The record is from RefSeq and is a predicted model, not a curated record. The coding region runs from base 1 to 411 and encodes 136 amino acids. Gene Ontology annotation, biological process: signal transduction.
AUGACUUCUACCAUCGCAUUCCCGGGAGUCCUUUCCUCUCCUUCCUCCUCUAAUUCCCCCUUUUUAACCUUGCAAUCAAAUCACAAUGUAUUCUUAAGCUUUCGAGGAGAUGAUACUCGCAAUAAUUUUACUGUUGAUCUUUACCAAGCUUUUGUUCGAAAUGGAAUCAACACUUUUAAAGAUGACAAGGAGCUGAGAAAAGGUGAAGAAAUUUUACCGGCACUUUUAAAGGCCAUUGAAGAGUCAAAGGUUUCGAACAUUAUAUUUUCUGAAAACUAUGCAUCAUCUACGUGGUGUUUGGAUGAGCUGUUGAAAAUCCUAAGAUGUAAAGAAUCAAAGCAACAGAAGGUUUCUAGCCGUUUAUUACAAAGUCGAGCCAUCGAUAGUACGACACCAAAAUGGAAGUUUUAA